Messenger RNA from Lucilia sericata (common green bottle fly), 3055 nucleotides. RefSeq lists its product as uncharacterized. Gene Ontology annotation, biological process: monocarboxylic acid transport; transmembrane transport. The record is from RefSeq and is a predicted model, not a curated record. Lineage: Eukaryota; Metazoa; Arthropoda; Insecta; Diptera; Calliphoridae. Bases 109 to 2991 code for a protein of 960 amino acids. The transcript has 13 exons. Gene Ontology annotation, molecular function: monocarboxylic acid transmembrane transporter activity.
CACAAGUUAACAUCAUUAUAUCAAGAAUAAAUGUCAAAAAAUAAAAAUUUUGUCAAACAAAAUUUUUAAAAAUUAGGAAAUAAGGAAAUUUAAAUAAUUACCAAGAUUAUGGACGAUUCCUUCUUUAAUAAAAAAGAUGCGGCCACAGAAACUGCAGAAUUUCAAAUGGUUACCUCUUCCUCCUCAUCAUCGACAUCAUCAACGGAAGUGGAAAAUCCCUCAAAAAGUUCUUCAACUUUGGCUUACAACUCAUCUUCUUCGACAUUAACAGAAAUGGAUAAAAAACGAAAGAAAUCAAAUUUUAAACAAACAACUAAAACUGUUUUAGAUGCUGCAAAACACAGUCCUGUUAAUACGGAAUAUCCUUCAAAAGCUGAUUAUGUGUCCAGUAGUAGUUCUAGUUCUGCAAGAAGUUUGAAAAAUUCGCCUUUUCCAAUUACAAAACAUAAAGAAACUUUAACUUCCAUCGACAAACUUGCUAGAGAUUCUAGCUAUUACAGCGUUACUAGCUUUUCAACUUUAACUGAAUUUAAGGCAACAACAACCAAGAGGGAAAACAAUAGAAUUCAAACAAGUUUAGCUCUAGACUCUUCUACCACCUCAUCCUUAACUUCCACAGUAACUCUUACACCAAAAACAUCAGCUAAGGAGGACGAAAUAACGGAAAGCAUAACAAAAGAAUCAUUAGAAAGGGAUUUAAUUUUGGAUGCAAAACAAACAAAAGAAACUGUGUCAGAACAGCCAGUUAAAAGAACUUUAUUUGUGGAAGAUUCUGAAUCCUCAGCUUCGUUAAAGGUUGAUACUUUAGGAGAGCAUAGAGAAACACCUCCGAGAUUUGUUGAAAAAGAUACCGAACCGGAACACUUUUUAAAAUCCAGCAAAUCGAGGCAUGUUAGAAAAGUAACAAGUUCACAAGAAGAUUCUUCGGCAAAGGUUGAUACUUUAGGAGAGCAUAAAGAAACACCUUUGAGAUUUGUGGAAAAAGAUAAGGAGCCUGAACCCUUUUUAAAAUCCAGCAAAUCGAGGCAUGUUAAAAAAGUAACAAGUUCAGAAGAAAGCGAAAAAGAGAGUCCAGCCUUUCUCAAAUCCAGCAAAUCUCAACAUGUUAAAGGCGCUCCCACAUAUGACGACGACGAUGAUGACUCGAGAGAAAGUACUAAUUUGCAAAUAGGACAUGUUUUCGUUUACAUGGUUAUACCGCCAGAUGGUGGUUAUGGUUGGCUUAUAACUUUUAUAUCAUUUUUAUGUCAAGUAAUAGUUGAUGGCAUUAUUUUCUCUAUUGGAAUUGUAUUACCACAUAUUGCCAAAGAUUUGAAUAUACCCGGUGCUAAUGUGGUUUUGGUGGCUUCCAUGCAAAUUGGCUUCUACUUUUUGUCCGGCACUGUUUCAAGUGCUUUUAUUAACAAAUUUGGGUUCCGCCCGGUAGCCUUGACUGGUUGUCUAAUGUCCAUAACGGUCCUAACCAUAGCCACCUUUAGUGUCAACCUACCCAUGAUGAUAUUAUUCUACAGUAUUUUGGGUGGCCCUAGUCUUAGCAUGAUUUGGGUUUCUUCUCAGCUUAUUAUUGGUUACUAUUUCGAUAAAUAUCGUCCCAUAGCAAAUGGUGCCUCCUGUUCAGGGGCUGGUGCUGGUAUUAUGAUAUUUUGUUAUAUGAAUAGUGUUUUGAUACCAGAAUUGGGUUGGCGUAAUUUAAUGAGAGUACAUGUGGGAUUUUUGAUAGUAGUUUUACUUAUGGUGUUGACCUUCAUUGAAGUGGCUCCCACCAGAAUAGGCAAAGUAAAAGAGCCUUUAGCUGAAGACACUGAAUCCGAAUCAUUUGACCUGCUUACAGGACUUACACAAUAUUCUAGAUAUUCCAUAAAAGUUGAUGAACAAGAAUAUUCUUUGGAUGAAAAUUUUGAAAAUAUGUUGGAAAAAACUGAGGAACCCAAAGACAAAAAAUCUCCUGGUUGCUGUCAUUAUUGCCUGCAGAAAUGUUGCCCCUCUCUGCAACAUUGGUGGGAGAGGCGUCGCGAGGAAAAAGCCAAAGAGGAGGCCACCAAACGUUAUGUGAUUAAACAAGAUCUUAUCGAAAGACAAGAUCUCUUCUAUAUGGGUCCCACGGACCACAAAAAGGAACAACAAAAAGUAGAAGAAAUAUUGCAAAAACGUUUAUCUAAACGUGCCAGUAUUGGUGGUGAUCAAGGAGAUGAUAGAUUUACUAUAACUCUAGAGGAUUUUGAUAAUAAACAUAAAAGACUAACUGUGAUUAGUACUAUGAAUACCAAGCAACAGAAAAUGAAGGAAUAUCGGUCCUAUAAGGAAUUGAAGGAAAAAGAAAAAUAUCCCUUAUGGACAUUUUUGUCUCCCAAGAACUUGAUUCAUCCAAAGAUACGUAAGGCAUUUAGUUUGCUUUUCGAUUUUCGUUUAUUGGCGAUUAUGGAAUUUCGAGUAUUAUUGCUGUCGGCAUUUCUGUUUCCCAUGGGUUUUAAUAUACCGUUUGUAUAUUCAACAGUGCGUGUACAAAUUGAUGCAUCUUUUGCCAAGCUAAUUUCACCCACCAUUGGUUUUUCAAAUUUUGCUUUUCGUAUUGCAUCUGGUUUUGUUGCAUUCAAAUUUCGUGAAUAUACAACUUACAUUUGUGGUGGUGGCAUGGUUUUUGGUGGCGUUGCUGUUCUCAUAAGUGCCUUCUAUGGCCUCGAUGUGGUUUGGUUUCAAUUUCUGUAUGCCAUGUGCUAUGGCAUAGCUCCAGCCUUCUAUUCUACUUUGCGUGCCAUUAUCUAUGUACGUUCAUUGGGUCUGGAUAAACUAACAAACGCCUUCGGUUUAACGGCUUUGGCCAUGGGUAUGGGUGUCUUUAUUGGUACAACAGCUGGUGGCAUCUUAAAUGAUUUCACCGGCAGUUACACUGCCUCAUUUGUGUUUGCUGGAAUUUGUAUUUGUUUAUCGGGUGCCUUGAAAUUGAUAUUGCCCUAUUUAAUUAAACUCUCAAAAGAUAAAGAAAGAAAGUGAAAAGAGAAUAAAAUAAAAACAAAUGAAAUUAAAACGAAUAAAAAUGAGGUAAUAAAAUGAAAUA